AUGAUAUCGAUCGUGGACAAAAUCGGCAUCUGGCUGGCGACCGCCGCGUUAGCCAUCCUGACCAUUUUUUUUAACAUGUACCUCAUGCUGGUGAUCCUGAGAAGCUCACGGAAGAAGCAAAAGCUAAACCCGUGCGACUUAAUCAUCGUAGCCAUCAAUGUGGCGAGCAUCGGCCUGCAGGUUUUUACCUACUUUUGGCAGUCCCUAGACCAGAUCGACAUCUUUUGCUCAGUGAACUUUUAUACCGCCAUAAUGUUGUCGCUUGUCUAUAGCACGAAGUUCAUCAUAUUCUGGUGCACCGCGUUUCUGACCUUCUACUAUGGCACUAAACUGGUGAUGAGGCCUGUGGACUGCUACAAGCGCAUGCAGGAGACCAUCAUCAAACACGUCCGCAUUGUCCUGGUCUUGAUCUACAUAGGUGGUUUCAGCCACGGCGUGCCAUUACUGGCACUUUUGCACAAUUACAACAUCACCUCCACCGUGAACGACUGCGGGUCCAUCAUGCCCAACUCCGUCGGCGGACUGCUCUACAUCUUCUACUACGUCUUUAUCUCUGACAUCGUGCCGAGCAUCGUGAUGAUCAAAUCCAGCAUUUCUAUCAUGUUCCACCUUUACCACCAUCUUCAGGACAUGAAAGCGAGCACCAACGGCGCUCACGGGCCCAAGCUGGGCACUCAGAUGCGGGUGAUCAAGAUGACCCUGACCCUGGUGGUCGUGUUUUGUAUAUUCGUGGUUAUGGAUCUGAUCGUGCAAUCCACUGUGGCUCUGAAGAGGCAAAACACCAUCACGGUGACCGUUCUCGUCGCCAGCAUGUAUACCACGGUCAGCGCGGCCGUGAUGGUUUACGGGAAGAAAAGCCACUGGAAGGAUCUCAUAAGCACAUAUAACCUCUUUUUAGACGAGUACCCAUGCCUAACCAGUUUAAAGGUCGCUGAGGUCAAAACAGAACCUCAGGAGAACAGCAUUAACUAACCUUGAGUCCAGCCAGGCUAUAUAUGCACACGUGACUACUGUACAAACAAAAUACGUGUGGAA
This is a messenger RNA of Paramisgurnus dabryanus, 1035 nucleotides long. It is a transcript of the gene tas2r202, whose product is annotated as taste receptor, type 2, member 202. Gene Ontology annotation, cellular component: membrane. Gene Ontology annotation, biological process: G protein-coupled receptor signaling pathway; sensory perception of taste. Lineage: Eukaryota; Metazoa; Chordata; Actinopteri; Cypriniformes; Cobitidae. The record is from RefSeq and is a predicted model, not a curated record. Gene Ontology annotation, molecular function: G protein-coupled receptor activity; bitter taste receptor activity.